ACACAUCCGCCAUCGAACGAACAUGUUGACAUUCUUGUCAAUUAAUUGAAUUGUAUAACUGAGUUAUAUAUGUUAUUUAUACUCUCAUUAUCUGCUUUUUUGGCAGACCAAAUUAUAGUGACUGACGUUGAUCGAGCCAAAAAAUUUGAAGAACUUUCGCAAUCCAGUCAUGGACGAAGAUAGUCAUUGGACUACCAUAGUGAGAUGUAAUAUGUGCGGCAAAAUACCCGAACAGGUCCCAUUAUAUCAGUGUCCUUUAGAACAUCAAUAUUGCAUGGAUUGUUAUUUCAAAUUACGAGAUAGGUGCAAUAAACCUAUUCAUAAUGAGGCCACCUGUAUUGUUUGUAAAGCUACGGGAAUCUUCACCCAAAGUAAAAUUAAUGCGGAUUAUUUGCAUAGAAUCAAAGCUAGACCAGGCAUCGGGAGACCUUACAGAUAUAACAUCAAUGAAAUUGCCAAUAAAGAUUCUGAAAACUCAAGCUGGAAAACGUACAGAAACAUAUACUAGAUAGAAACUGACAUGGAAAAUAAGAAGAAAUUUCCAAACUUCGAGCAUAAUAACAACGACCUUUAUCUAUGGCACACAAUGAAAUUAACUGGAAAAGUUACUUUGAGAAGUCAGUAUUAAGUUUGUAUAAUUUUUUUGUAAAUUUAGAUUUGGUAUACUUGGUGACUGGGCAGCUAUAUAACAUGUUCAAAUGGCUUUACCUUUGUUGAUUACUUAAUCUGUUUCUACCAUAAUUAUUUAGAGAUAGGGUAUUUAGUGAAUCGGUGCAAACUUUUUGAGAACUGAUGAAAGACAUUAUUUUGAUCUUCUCAUUUGCCAUCCCCUUUGUACGAAAUAUGAAUUAUGAGAUUUUUGAUAUUUUGUCAUUAUUUACAAAACUGUGACACAAGCUGCAUUAUUUGGGAUUCUCAUUAAAACAGAACAUGGUGUCUACAAACAUUGGAUUAUUUGUGUGAUUAUAGUAUGUCAUUAAUUAUAUCUAAAACUUAUAUUGCACAUCAUCAACAUUCAUUGAAAACCAGCUUUAUCUUCUAAAACACUUCAGAAAACUAUUCCAUUGUUGGAUCUUUUCUACAACAUAUGAGUUAUUAGUUCUUGAAACUAUAACAGGUACAAUAAAAUAGUUUAAAUCAUUACGAUGGAAAUAGCCAACCAUUAUAUUAUCAAAUUUAGUACUUUCUUAUCAAGAAUUAUCAUUUUUUCAUUAAAAUUGAUUAUACUGUUUAAUCAUUAUUGUUAAAACACUAAUAAUUUUUCUUAAUUCUAGUGGUAUUAUGUGGUUAGCAAAGGGACCAUAUCUUAACGAUUUUUCACAGUUACUUUCAAAUCAUAUAAUAUAUUUUGGUAUUCCAAAACUCUGAUGUUUUCAUAAUUUUUAUCUACCUUGUUUCUUCUUGAGAAAAAGUUGUAUUAGUAGCAUCAUUUAGUUUAGUUCUUUUAAAAACAAAUUUUUAUCAUGAAGUGUUUUCCUUGUUACGUUUUGCUUCUUAUUUGAAUCAUGUUUUUCGUCAGUAUACUUCAGAAAUAAAAGUGAUCCACAUUUGAUACUGAAUACACUGUUUACUGCCACUUCACGAACACCCAGAAUUAAACUGUUUAACGCACCUUUUAGUAACGAGCUAUUGUGUUUAGAGACGUAAAAAUCUUUAUGCACUUAACAAUCUUUACAUAAUGUCUCAACAUGAUGAUUAAAUCUAUUUUAUUAAAGUUCGAACAACUACUCAGUGAAGUUGUUUUGAAAAAUGUCUCAAAUUAAAUUUUGACUGAAAAUGGAUUAACACAAAUCAGAAACAGAAUGAAGGAUGUUACAGUGACUUGUAUCCAUUAUUUUUAACAACUAGCAAUUGAUGCUCUAAGUUGUUUCGCUGUGUACGAGAAUAAUUAGAAGAUUACCCACGUCCUGUAGGUCCUGUAACGGUGACUACUCCAGAAAAUAUUAAAUUAGUGCAGAAAAUUGUUUUAGGUGAUUUUUAAAUUAAAACAUACGCAUUUUCAAGAGAUCAGAGCUCAUGCAUGUUACAUUACUGACGACAAAUUGGCGAUACCUCGUUAUUUAAAGUUUCAAUACAGUUUUGACACCAAAAAGCAAAUUCUCAAACCAUUAUCAGCUGUAGUUUUAUCUGUUCAUUAGAAGUCUAUAUUGUUAUUAUUAAAUGUAUUGCGAUUAAUAUAAUACAAUUGUUGCUUUUUGAAUUGUAGCGAUUAGGGAACAGAGUGGUUAGUGUAAAACUAGAAGAAACUAUCAUGUCUCUAACCUGAACAAUGAGUAUCAAGCAGCGGGAUGAAGGUACUACUCUGUUUCCUCAAAAAUCUGGUUCAGGAUGAGGUAGGCCAGAGAAACCACAGUCGUGGCAUUAACUACUAUUCACAAAACAUAUUUUGAAAAUGAUAGGAGGAAAACUUGAUUAGGUAUAUUUCAAUAAAUUAGUAUUGUAUAUAAAUAUACUGGAAUGCUGAGAAAAACUAUACAAGGUGGUUGUGGAAUAUCAAUAAUAAGAGGCAGAUUCAAAAAAAGAAGUAGAAAUGUAUUUAUAGGGGAUGGAAUGAACAAGUUGACAUUAUUGUCAAUCAAUUAAAAAUUGUACAACGUCGCUAUAAAUGUUAUUAUACACUUAUUAUCUGCUAUUUUUGGCAGGCAAAAUUAUCGUAACUGACAUUAAAUCGAGUGAAAAAAUAUAAAAAAACUUUCGCAAUCCAGUCAUGGAAGAAGAUAGUCAUUGGACUACCACAGUGAGAUGUAAUAUGUGCGGCAAAAUACCCGAAAUGGUCCCGUUAUAUCAGUGCCCUAUUGAACAUCAAUAUUGCAUGGAUUGUUAUUUAAAAUUGCGAGCGAGUUGCAAUGGGUCUGCUCAAAAUGAGACCACUUGUCUAGUUUGUAAAGCUACGGGAAUCUUCACUCAUAGUAAAAUUAAUAUGGAUUAUUUGGGUAAAAUAAAAUCUAGACCAGGCAUCGGAAGACCUUACAGAUAUAAUAUCAAUGAAAUCGCCAAUAAAGAGUGUGCAAAUUCAAGACCGUCGACUUCCAAGCUACCUAAACACCAAUCCGAGCCAAAGAUAACCCUUGAAAGAUUAUUUGGUCUUCCAUCAAAAGAGCUGGAGCUAUUGUUAAGUAGGAAGACCAAAACCUCUGAGGCAGUACCACCAAAUGAACCCCAUUGUUUAUUACAUGAACUCUCACCAAGACCAAAUUCUGCACAGAGCAUUUCACAACAAUCCAAAACACCAAUAAAAUGUCCACAUGGGUCUUGCAAAAAAAUGAUAACCACUUCCACGUUGAUCUCACACUUCAAACAUGAUCAUGCAGAUAUUCCCUCUCAUGAUAUAAGAAGAGAUAGAGAAUUGUGCUUAACAUUAAAUGUUACCGACAUAAAACAUAACAAUCAUCAUUGUUUGGGAAUUAUAACUGUGUAUGAACCCAAUACUACUGCCAUUGAUACUUGCAAACAGUAUGUCCCCGUUGAUUCAUUUUGGCUAUUGGUGACUGGUUUCAUUGGACCUUAUGACGAUGAAGAUGAUGCUUUGAUUAUCAUUUGGUUAUUUUGUCCUUGCCAGGAUUCGUACCAUACUACCAUUGAACUAAGCUCAAAAUCAGGUACCAUGGCAUUUUCUACUUACUGUGAAGUACACACUUCUGCUCAAAAUUUGGAAUUUGAAGAUAUUGCCAGUAAAUUGCAUUGCUUGUUGUUAGGUAAGACUUCCGUAGCUGCGUUAUUAGAAGAUGGACCUGAACUGGACCUCUCGAUUACCAUACAUUGAGUAAUGGAGAAAAUUUCAAGUAUUGUAUUUGAUGUGGAAUCAAUAGAAUAAAUUUUGGUACAUA
Diorhabda sublineata is the source of this 3827-nucleotide messenger RNA. RefSeq lists its product as uncharacterized. The transcript is spliced from 3 exons. NCBI's taxonomy places the organism in Eukaryota, Metazoa, Arthropoda, Insecta, Coleoptera, Chrysomelidae. The coding region runs from base 2708 to 3763 and encodes 351 amino acids. The record is from RefSeq and is a predicted model, not a curated record.